AUGGAAGCCUCUCCUAUCCUUAUAGCCAUAGACUUUGGGACAGCAUUCAGCAGUUACUGCAUUAGUGUUAAUUCAGGUCAUGACACGUCAAAGAAAACCGAGAGAUAUGAAACUGAAACUGUUAUUCUUUUUAAUGAAAACCAAGAAUUUGAAAAGUUUGGUGUGGAAGCACUCACAGCUUAUACAAAGAUGACCUCUAGUGAAGCCUCCCGUUAUUAUUUUUUUCAGAAUUUCAAAAUGGAGCUGUACAAUCAGAAAAUCACAGAAAAUUUAAUGAUCUCCACAAUGGACAGUAAACAGCUCCCUGCCCUCAAAGUUUUCUCAGAAAGUUUACGCUAUCUGAAGGACCAUGCCUUGAAGGCUCUGAGUGAGACAGUGGCUGAAUCACUAGUUCUUCCUCAGGACGUGACUUGGGUGCUGACAGUACCUGCUAUCUGGGACAAUGCAGCCAAGGACUUCAUGAGACAAGCAGCCCAAAAGGCUGGAUUGAUACAAGACAUACUUUCAGAAAACCUUAUCCUUGCACUUGAGCCUGAAGCUGCGUCUGUGUGGUGCAAACAGCUGCCCACCUCUGGCUUCAUAGAAGAACAAGCCGGUAUACUCGACAAAUCAACAGUGCAGCAACAAGCAGGAGUGCAGUAUGUAGUUGUUGACUGUGGAGGUGGGACAGUCGAUAUAACUGUGCAUGAGGUGCUUGAUGAUGGAUCUCUAAAAGAGCUUCAGAAGGCAUCCGGAGGAGGGUGGGGAGGCUUUUCUGUAGACAGCAAGUUCACAGCCUUCCUAAGACAAAUUUUUGGUCCAGUCCUGUGGGAGAUAUAUAAGAAUGAACACCCUGCUGAGCUGCAAAAAAUGAUGCACACCUUUAGCAUUCAGAAAUGCACCGAAAAAGAAGACAUAUAUAUCGAAUGCCCACACAACUUAGCGAAAUUAGCUGCAAAGAACAAAGAUAUCUCUAGUUAUUUUAGUCAGUUGGAAGGUGCUUGUUGGACUGACGGGAAUAUUAAAAUUAGCUAUGAAAAACUGGCCAGCUUUUUCACUGAGAGUAUAAAAAAUAUUCUGGAGAAGAUAAAAGAAAUUUUGGACACACCAGAAAUUAGCAUUGAUUUCAUUCUGCUUGUCGGAGGCUAUGCCUCCAGCAGUUUAUUGAGAGAAGCAGUCAAGAGAGAAUUUGGCAGCCGAUAUAAAAUCCUGUGUCCAUAUGAAUCCCAACUGGCUGUUGCAAAGGGGGCAGUUAUUUUUGGUACUGACUCUAAGAUCAUUCAUUCCAGAGUCAGUGCUCUAACAUACGGCAUAAAUAUGAGUCGAAAAUAUGAUCCUCUAUUGCAUGACCCUAAAAAAAGAAGAGUUAAUAAAGCAGGAGAUUAUACUUAUUGCACUGGUCUUUUUUUAAAUCUAGUCAGUAAGGGUCAAUCUGUAGAGCAUGAUGAGGAUGCUCAAUAUACAUUUUUCCCAGUAGAUGAUGACCAAACUGAGGCAGGUUUCAGGUUUUUCUCUACUGAAAAGCUGAAUGCUAUUUAUAUUGAUGAGCCAGGAUUGAAAGAAAUUGGCUCCUUUGUUUUACCCAUGCCUGAUAUUAGACUGGGCACAAAUCGUGAAAUCCAUUUGAAGAUUAAAUUCGGUCUAACAGAAAUCAAGGCAAAUGCUAUCGACACAUCUUCUGGAGAGGUGCAAAAAAUCAAAUUAAAAUUUAUGUCAGAAUAAAUCAAAAUUAGAAAGCAGUAAUUACUUAUAUAUAGUAACUUGAGUUAAACUGUGAUUUAAUAGAAAAAUUGACAGUUAGGUAUGGAAAAAAGAGAACUGAAAUUUUAGACCACUGAUAUUCACUUUAAACAUGAAAUGCAUCCUAAUGAAGUCUUUAUUCCAGCAAGCAGAGAGAACUGAACUGAAACAGAGCAAAAAUAACAACUUAAAAAUGCAAGCCAAUAUGACUAAACCUAGAUUCAUCCCACCAUUGUAGAAAGGUGUCAUACCCAAUUAGUUCAGAUAGUCUAGAAAAGUUUAGUUUUGUUUCAGAAUUUGUAUUUUAUAGCAAUGAGUCACAAUUUAAAUUCUUCGGAAAGUUCAGACAUAGAGGUCACAGUCCUGACCACUGUGCCAAGACUAAAUUAAGCAGCAUUCAUUUCAAUGUUAUGUAAUGUGUAGUUCCUCGGGUUUGUGAUAAGGUCAGCAUACGCAGAUUGUAAUACCAGUAAUUCUUCAGUUUACCAAUCUACCAAGCACACUUGUUAUGGAACUGAAAUUAGGUGAACUUAGCCAGUACCAGCAGUUUAUGUUUCAUACUUUGUGAAGCCACUCUCUAUAGAGCAUAGCAUGUGUGCCCGAGGAAAUCUUUUAUCAAAAUCUUUGGACAAGUCACUGUGUUUUAUGGCAAGCAGUACAGGGUAAUCAUUAUUCCAAGGCUACAUUUUGUUGGGAUAUGCAAACAAUAUAGAGACAGAGAUAGGGAUAGUAUCAUAAAUUAAUUAACAUGGCUUCAUUUAUCCAUACCAGAUACAGAGACAAGAAUUUACAGUCACACAUUCAUUCAUCACAUGCAUACCUUGAGUUUUCAAUUGACCUAAAGGAUAAACUCAGUAUUUUUCAAGUCAAAUUUAUUUUUUCACAAUCAUGAUGAAUAUUAUUUUGCCACAUGGAAUUGCAAUCUAAAGUGAAGCAUGUUUUAAAAUUCUAAAACAAUGACAAGCGCUGGGUUGAAUUAUAUAAAGUAAGUAAUACAUUCCAGAGUCCUAUUGUAAAAUAAUCCUUAAAACAUAGUGAAUAUAUCCACGUUGCAGUAGCAAGGGUUUGGUUUAAGGAAACCUGCCCUUGUGUUUCUGAGACAGGCUUGUGAUGACAAUAGUAAACUUAAAAUAGUUCUUUUUAUCCUAGAUUUUUGUUAGUAUUUUCUCAAGGUAAGAAUAUGUUUCUUGAUUUCAUGUCGGCCACCCUUCUAGACUCAUCCCCCAUUUGGUAAGCUAUAUUCUGCUUAUAAUCCUACUUUUGCUUCUGCAGUUCUGUUUCUUCAGUAAUUAUGCUCUGCUAUGACAUGUAACAACAGACAGAUGCAUGCUCACAUCACAUGAUUAUUUUUUGAUAAACAGCAGUAACUUUUCACCCAUUUCAUUCUGCAUUAUUUUACAUAGCCUAUGUGACUUUUUUCACACCAAAUGGCAGUGUAGUGAAAAGAGCAGAAACAAUCACAUAAUUUACUGGACUUGUAAAAAUAACAAUAAAUAAGAACUUAACUGAUUACAAUGCGUUGUAUUUUUAAUGAAAGCCUUAUAUGUCUGAAAGAGCCAAGCCUCCUGCGAGUUGUAGGUUCCAUGGUGUAUUGUGCACACACACAUUAAGAAAAUAGUCAGAAAAUGAAAAAAGCAAAGUAUGUGAUAGAGCAGAUUGAAACCUUGCAAACCUGUUCUCGAAUUUUUUAAUAUAUGAUCAGUCACUCUUGCUAAGGAUAUAGUUAAAAGAAAUUAGAAUAAUGUUUUUAAGUGAAUAAUUUCACUGACACUCACUGAUACCAAUUAAUUCAUAAACACACAGGGAAAACAGAUAAGACUCCAUGCAGGCACCAGUGCCAUGAGGCAGGAAUGACAGCUCUACGCUACCACUCUGCCUUUGGUACACCAUCUGUACUAAACUUUGCAGACUUCAGACUACGUGGGUGAAUUGUCAUGGCAUGGCUAAAGUGGCUCAAGUUUGUGUGUGUGUGUGUGUUU
Messenger RNA from Erpetoichthys calabaricus (reedfish), 3698 nucleotides. Its product is annotated as heat shock 70 kDa protein 12A-like. The coding region runs from base 1 to 1701 and encodes 566 amino acids. The record is from RefSeq and is a predicted model, not a curated record. Gene Ontology annotation, molecular function: ATP binding; ATP-dependent protein folding chaperone. NCBI's taxonomy places the organism in Eukaryota, Metazoa, Chordata, Cladistia, Polypteriformes, Polypteridae. The transcript is spliced from 4 exons.